Messenger RNA from Cylicocyclus nassatus, 944 nucleotides. Lineage: Eukaryota; Metazoa; Nematoda; Chromadorea; Rhabditida; Strongylidae. The record is from the annotation of a GenBank genome assembly.
AUGGAAUCACAUCCUUCAAGGCUUCCAAAAGAGUUCAAGAAAAAGGAAGAUAAAGCACCACUCAGAGCUCAUGAGGAAAAGCGAAAGCAAGCGAUGUCUACGACGAAUAUCUGUGCUGGUGCAUUGCAGAUGCUCUUGGUACCCGAAGAUGAUAAUGGUGAAACUGUCUGUGUUGCUCGGUCGCCUAUUCAUGUUAGAAUGCGCUAUCUUAGGAAAGUCUACUUCAUAUUAGCACUGCAACAGUUUCUGCUAGGAACAACAUCCUUCAUGCUGUUCAUGACGUCUGGUGUUCGCCCAUUCGUACAAAAUUUCAACUCAGUCAUAUGGUCAACGGCUGUCUUGCUGAUAAUAAGUUUCUUUUGCUUACGACAUGCUGCAAAUCACGCGCCCAGAUUAGCCGGCCUUGCCUUUUUCCUGUUCUCCCUGGUUUUGGCACUGACUUGCACAGUGGUGACCGCCUAUAUGGACACUGAAUUCUUGUAUACCCUUUGUUUCAUGAAUGGAUUCGUGUUUCUUUUUCAUUGCAUAUAUUGUGUACAGACUGUGCGCCCGCUUCAGUUCAAGCCUUCUUCGUUGUUUACGAUUUUGCUAUCGCUUGUCGAGGCUUGGUUCCUCGACUCUCUUCUUAUGAAGUUGAACUUUGAUUACAUUUCGCAUGUGGUAAUAUCCAGUGUGAUUUGCAUUUAUGUUCAUUGGAAUAUUCUGUAUUUUUCGCACAUGUUAACAACUGAGGAAGUCAUUCAAGCAUGUAUCAAGGUAUUUGUAUCGCUUCCCAAAUUGUUCUGAUUUUUGGCUCGUUUUUUUCAAAAUCAUGCUUCAUUGUUUUUUUUCAAAUCUUCUACUUAUGACGGGUUUACUAUUGGCACCGUCCCGGCGUAGUGCUGUGUGCUCGAUCUGCUUUACGCUAACAGGGCUAUGUGUAUUUUCGCGAAAGAGCACUGCCU